CUCGACCCCAGCUCGGCAGGGGUUAACCCGUUGAACUGUGAGCUAACGUGAGUUACCGAAAACGUGAAUAAAGAAAACACUUCUUGAAGCAGAAUGUUGUCUUUGGCCACAUCGAGCCAAACUGGAGCCCGACGAUUCAUGACUGCGACCCGAGGGAGGUUUAUGAGGGACGGCAGGUGCCUGUUUACCUGUUUUCCAGAUGUUGUCCCCAGGACCAGAAGCACUGGCCAGUCCUUCUCCUGGUCCUCUUCCAACCACUACAGAUGCUUCAGUGCCACUGCUGCUCGCUGGAACGCUUCAUCGUCACCUGCAGCCAAUCAGAAAACACCGUCCUACAGUUACAUCAUUGUCGGGGCAGGGUCGGCGGGCUGCGUCCUCGCCAAUCGUCUUAGUGAGGAUGCCCACGAGUCUGUGCUGCAGCUGGAGGCGGGCCCGAAGGACAUGGUGCUAGGCAACAUACAACUCUCAUGGAAGAUCCACAUGCCAGCUGCGCUGACCUACAACCUCUGUGAUGACAAGUAUAACUGGUACUACCACACUCUACCUCAGGCCCACAUGGACAACCGGGUGUUGUACUGGCCGAGGGGCCGUGUCUGGGGCGGGUCCUCUUCACUCAACGCCAUGGUGUACAUCCGUGGACAUGCUGAAGACUACAACCGCUGGCAGAGAGAGGGAGCCGAGGGAUGGGACUACGAGCACUGUCUGCCUUACUUUAGGAAAGCUCAGUGUCAUGAGCUGGGAGAAAACAGGUACCGGGGAGGCAGUGGACCUCUUCACGUGUCCAGAGGGAAGACAAACCAUCCCCUUCACAAAGCUUUUAUUGAGGCGGGGCAGCAGGCGGGGUACCCCUUCACUGAUGACAUGAAUGGACACCAACAGGAGGGCGUGGGCUGGAUGGACAUGACGAUUUUUAAAGGAAAGAGGUGGAGCACAGCCAGUGCCUACCUGAGACCUGUCCUGGGUCGACCCAACCUGAAGACGGAGGUGCGCUGCCUGACCACCAAGAUCCUGUUUGAUGGUAACCGUGCUGUGGGCGUGGAAUACACACAGAAAGGACAAAAGAAAAGGGCAUUUGCAGAUAAGGAGGUGAUAUUAAGCGGUGGAGCCAUCAACUCCCCUCAGCUUCUCAUGCUGUCGGGGGUGGGAAACGCUGAUGACCUAAAACAGCUCGGCAUCCCUGUGGUCCAGCACCUACCCGGUGUUGGCAGUAACCUGCAGGAUCAUUUGGAGCUGUACGUCCAGCAGCAGUGCACUCAGCCCAUCACCCUGUACAAGGCCCAGAAACUUUUCCACAUGGUGAAGAUAGGCCUGGAGUGGCUCACCCUGUUUACUGGUUACGGAGCAACAGCCCACUUGGAGAGCGGAGGGUUCGUUCGCAGUCGGCCGCACGUCACACACCCUGACAUUCAGUUUCACUUCCUGCCCUCUCAGGUCAUCGACCACGGACGAGUUGCCUCCAAGAUCGAGGCAUAUCAGGUUCACGUCGGACCAAUGAGAAGCACAAGUAUCGGCUGGAUGAAGCUGAAGAGCGCCAACCCUUUGGAUCACCCAAUUCUCCAGCCAAACUAUCUCUCCACCGAUGUUGACGUGUCGGAGUUCAGGGAGUGUGUCAAACUCUCCAGAGAGAUUUUCGCCCAAAAAGCUUUCAACCCGUUCCGCGGUCCUGAAGUCCAGCCCGGUCCUCAGGUCCAAUCCGACGCUGACAUUGACGCUUUUGUUCGGCGAAAAGCUGACAGCGCCUACCACCCGUCCUGCACCUGCAAGAUGGGCUCGUCAACCGAUCCGAUGGCAGUCGUUGACUCGAACACACGUGUGGGGAUGGAAAGGCUGCGUGUGGUCGAUGCCUCCAUCAUGCCCAGCAUCGUUAGUGGCAACCUGAAUGCUCCCACCAUCAUGAUAGCAGAGAAAGCUGCUGACAUCAUCAGAGGUCGCCCUCCUCUCGUCGACCCGGGGGUUCCCGUGUACCAACCACCAACGCUUGACACACAGAGAUGAAGAAAGCACGAGCAAAGGGUAAACAGAUCACAAUACCGUCCGUUAUUACACACCAGCAGCGUGUGACCAGCUCACUGUGUGUUUGAUCUGGAGUGGAUCAUUUUGCCGUGGAUCUGAUAAAUGAAUAAUGUGAGUGUUGUAACACACCUGAUUUGCACACACAAGGCAACAUAUCAGUGUUACAUGUUGUCACAUUAA
Molecule: messenger RNA, 2193 nt
Organism: Plectropomus leopardus (leopard coralgrouper)
Lineage: Eukaryota; Metazoa; Chordata; Actinopteri; Perciformes; Serranidae
Gene: chdh
Product: choline dehydrogenase
Cellular component (GO): mitochondrial inner membrane
Molecular function (GO): flavin adenine dinucleotide binding; choline dehydrogenase activity
Source: RefSeq, a predicted model, not a curated record